CUGUUGUUUUUUUGAGUGGAAUUCCCCGACAACGUGCUUCAGUCAGUUCAAAAUAUUUUGGAAAUUUUCGGGAUUAUUGGAGGCUUUCCCCUGAAAAGUACAUUGUGAGUCAACAUCUCUGAGCAGUGGUCGCACCACGGUUGACGCGGCUGUGUGGAAAAGAGUUGAAUGUGUGAAAGAGACAAUGGAGGAUUCGGACUUCAACAACCUCCCUUUGAGUCAGAACACCUUCCAUGAUUUGUGGAACAAUGUUUUUUUGUCGACUGAGAAUGAAUCGUUGGCUCACACUGAUGGAAUUUUGAAUCAAAAUCUGGAUUUUUGGGAGAAUCCCGAAACUAUGCAGGAAACUAUAAAUGUGCCCACUGCACCAACUGUCCCAGCAAUUUCUAAUUACGCUGGGCAGCACGAGUUUAAUCUGGAAUUUAAUGACUCGGGCACUGCUAAAAGCGUCACUUCGACGUUUUCCAACAAGCUGGGGAAACUUUUCUGCCAACUGGCUAAGACCACUCCGAUUGGGAUUCUGGUCAAGGAGGAGCCGCCGCAGGGCGCCGUCAUCAGAGCGACGGCCGUGUAUAAAAAGACUGAGCAUGUGGCAGAAGUGGUCAAGAGGUGCCCACACCACCAAAGUGAAGACCCGUCCGACAACAAGAGCCAUCUGAUCCGAGUGGAGGGCAGCCAGCUGGCACAGUACUUUGAGGAUCCGAACACCAAAAGGCAGAGCGUGACCGUGCCUUACGAACGCCCACAGCUGGGAUCUCAGACCACCACCAUCCUACUUAGUUUUAUGUGUAACAGCUCCUGCAUGGGUGGGAUGAACCGGAGGCCCAUCCUCACCAUCCUGACCCUGGAGACCACAGAGGGGGAGGUCUUGGGCAGGCGGUGCUUCGAGGUCCGUGUCUGUGCCUGUCCAGGCAGGGACCGCAAAACCGAGGAGGGAAACGUGGAGAAAAAUGGGGCGAAGCAGCCGAAAAAAAGAAAAAGCGCUCCAGCCCCAGACACCUCCUCGGGGAAGAAGUCGAAGUCUGCCUCUAGUGGCGAGGAGGAGGACAAGGACGUUUACAGUCUCACUAUUCGGGGCCGUAAUCGUUAUCUGUGGUUCAAGAGCCUCAACGACGGACUGGAAUUAAUGGACAAAGUGGGGCCAAAGGUCAAACAGGAGAUCCCUGCUCCCUCCAGUGGGAAGAGGCUGCUGAAGGGGGGCAGCGACAGCGAUUAGUUUACGGUCCUUCAUUUGUCCUUUGGUUUAUCUUUUUAUAUCCUCCAUUAUUCAUUUUUAUUUGUAAUGGCAUUAUGUUUUCAUUUAAAUGUAGUAAUUUGUCCUUUUUUUUUCUAUAUUUUUGCUAAUGAUUUGCCAUCACGUUAACUAAUUGCUUAGCUAGGUUUAAUUAUCUUGAAUUAAGUAUUGGCCAGUUUCAAGCCAAAUAAAACUUCACGGUGUUAAGAGGAUAUUUGUUUGUUUUUUACUUGAUAAGCUGUAUUUUCUUAUUUCCUUAGUGUAAAGAUUAGAUGAUUUCAGUGGCUUAUCAUUGGUGAUUUAUCUUGUGGGAACAUUUUUUUUUAUUUUUUUAUUUUUUUUGGUUGAAGGGGGGCUGGCUGGAUCACCCCCAACACUUGAGCCUUUUUAUACAAAGCAGAAUGAACUUUACCAAAACAAAAAGUUGUGGCCCUGUUUUGAAAACUCAUUUGACACUGAAUAACCGACUCAGUUUUCCUGUCCGCUACUGUAUUCAAAACAUGGAUGGAGUCGCAUCCUUACAGUUGACUGUUUCCUCCUUUAGACCUGUUGAACCACUUUAAGGCACUUCGGCUUGACGUGACCAAUCGCUGAUUAAAUGACCACUUUGAACGUAACACUGCCAGAGAAUAUUUAGAGGCAUUUCUGUAACUAACUUUGUAGUUUAGCGAAAGGUUUUGAUUACCUUCAUGUCCUUUCAUUUUCUUGUAUUUUGUACUGACUUUCUGUUUUAUACUCGAGCUUUGAGCUGAAAUAAACAUAUUCCGUCUCAA
Gambusia affinis (western mosquitofish) is the source of this 2007-nucleotide messenger RNA. It is a transcript of the gene tp53, whose product is annotated as tumor protein p53. The coding region runs from base 185 to 1216 and encodes 343 amino acids. Lineage: Eukaryota; Metazoa; Chordata; Actinopteri; Cyprinodontiformes; Poeciliidae. The record is from RefSeq and is a predicted model, not a curated record. The transcript has 11 exons. Gene Ontology annotation, molecular function: RNA polymerase II cis-regulatory region sequence-specific DNA binding; DNA-binding transcription factor activity, RNA polymerase II-specific; protein binding. Gene Ontology annotation, biological process: apoptotic process; protein tetramerization; regulation of transcription by RNA polymerase II. Gene Ontology annotation, cellular component: nucleus.